UCCAUUCAUGAAGCCAUCGUUUUGGUGAACCGUGCAGCUCCAGUAGAACAGCACGCGCUCUGUACGACGGACCGACAUGGUGGGACAGAGAGGGACUACAGCAAACACAACCACAACCUCCGACGACCAAAAACAUGUCCCAAAACACUGCGCUACUGCUGCCAAAUGAUGUAGAAACUUUAAGGAGGAGGUCUGCAGCCAACAGCCCAGACCGCCGUGACAACCCUGAGCAGCAGCAGCAGCAGCAGCAGCAGCUGCAUCCUCAGCAUCCCUGGCUGCCACGGCAACCGUCUCCAAGCGAAAGACCAUCAGUCGGCCCCAACGUCCCAGAGCUUGGCGAAAUGUCCUCUCAGGAUCCUUCUCAGUUCCUUGGACUCUUUACGCCCAAAUGUUACCUGGCCGUCCACAGAGGGGGCCAGUUUGGCACGCCGGCCUGCUCCACCUCCACGCAGUGCAGUGACGAAUGCUGGCGCGACGCCGACACCGCCAAGGCCACCAUCCGGGCUGAGAACGAGCUGGAGGCCAACAGAGUGGCCAACAACUACAAGUUUGGCUUCAGGAAGUGGAAGAGCCAUGUGACGGAGAGGCCCCUGGAGGACCGAUCCGUUGAGGUCCGGGAGCUGUACUCCGAGCUCAACGUCGUCAAGCCAAACGCCGGCAGAGGCUAUGCGGUCACUUGUGGAAACGUGUUCUACGUCGUCAUGUUUGGCUGGUGGAUCUCGUUGAGCUACUUCUUGUUGUGUCCCAUCAUGUAUCUCACUAUAUGUGGCGCCCCCUACGGGAGAUUAUGUUGGAAGCUGACCUGCUUCUUCAUGUGGCCGUUUGGAAAGUCAAUAGAGAAGGUCGGUGACGGCGGGACGCAGGGCCGGCCAAAGGUUCCCCACUGUGAGGCUAUCCCUGUGGAAGGGGACGAGGAGGGCGGGGACCCCGACCGGGUCGCGGAGGAGGACGCCCCCCUGUGUGUGUCGUCCCCUCUGGCCGUGGUCAUCCCUGUCCCAAGCCCCCCGGAGGACCGGCCCCCACCCCGGCUUUGGUGUCGCUUCAGCACCUACGUGUGGCUGGUCGUGGCCUUCCCACCCCUAGCUGUGGUCCACUGCCUGGCCUGCUGCGUCUCCUGGCUGCUGGUGUUCACCAUCCCCGUGGCCAAGAUGAACGCCCGGACCCUCACCACGGUCCUGCUGCUGCCGCCGGAGAACGUCCAGAUCCAGACGCGAGAAAAGACCUAUAUUUCUGAUACCAAGGUGGUCCUGUGUUGCUAUCAAGCCGUGAACUGGUAUUAUUAUAAAUAUACUUUCCAGGGCAUCAACAUCUUUGCUCUCAACAUCCUCCCGCUGGUGCUGUCCACGCUGGUCCUGGGCUACGUGGACCGCAGCCACCGCUACACCAGCAUGGGGGCCAAGUUCCUCACCUCCAUCGUCUCCAUCAUACCGCUCUCCUACUACAUCGGCAUGGGCAUCGCCAGCAUAUCUGCCCAGAGCAACUUUGCGGUGGGCGCGGUGGUGAACGCCACGUUCGGCUCCAUCACGGAGAUCACCUUCUACAUCACGGCCCUGCUCCAGGGGUACCACGCCCGGACCAAGUGCUUCGAGGAGCUGGUGAAGUCUGCCCUCACCGGGACCCUGCUGGGGUGUAUUCUCUUCAUACCCGGUAUCUGUAUGGUGAUCGGGGGCAUCAAGCACAGUGAGCAGCGGUUCAACAGUCGCUCGGCCGGGGUGAGCUCUGCACUGUUGUUCAUAUCAGUAGGAGGUGUGUUCGCCCCCACCCUCUUCACCAAGGCCUUCGGGAGUCUGGUGUGUGAAGGCUGCACCAAUGUCCCGGGCAACGGCAGCGCGCCCUUCAUCUGCAAGGACUGCUACUAUGACUUUAGCCAGUCGAACCAGCAAUGGAUCCUUACCCACACAGAGCCUCUGGUGUACACCAUCGCCGUGCUGCUGCCCGUCGCAUACCUCAUCGGCCUCAUCUUCACUCUGAAGACCCACAAACACAUCUACGACAUCCACGUCAGCGAGGGGCCCGGCGGGCAGCGGGGCCCCGGGGCCCAGGGUCAAUACCCCCAUGGAGGGGAGGGGCCGGAGGUCGCCACCUGCAUCAACGCCGACUUCAUCACCACUAGCUUCGGCACGAAAGUAGGCCACCAUGUACUCCACUGGUCUCGAUGGAGGGCCUUAGUGGUUCUGAUCAUCGCCACGCUACUCAUGGCUGCCUGCGCUGACCUCACCACACAGAACAUCCAUCCUAUAUUGUCCUACAACAUAUCCCAGUACUUCAUCGGGGUCGCGGUGCUGGCCAUGGUGCCUGAGCUCCCAGAGAUCGUCAACGGCAUCCAGUUUGCCCUGCAGAACAACAUCAGCCUCAGCCUCGAAGUGGGCAGCUGCAUCGCGGUGCAGGUCUGCAUGAUUCAGAUCCCGCUGCUCAUCCUCUUCAACUCCUUCUACGACGUGGGCUUUGUGCUGGUGUUCAGUGACAUCCAUCUCUGGGCCAGCAUCUUCAGUGUCAUUCUGGUCAACUACAUUUUUAUGGACGGAAAAAGUGAUUACUUCCAGGGUACGGCCCUACUGAUGGUGUACUUCAUCCUACUGGCCCUAUACUUCUUCGCUCCUUCACCUCGUUCUUGUUGAUCUGCUUUGUUUAUGAAUUAGACUGUACUGUUCUGUAAGUAUUUGUUUUUGUUGUUGGAUUUUAAGACUUCUUUCUUCCAAAAUAUCUUGUGUUCUUAUGCCUGGCGUCUGUAAAUCUGAACUUUUAAAAAGUUAAAAGUACGGUAAAAGUGAGUAAAUCAAAAUGUGAAAUAUCAAGUGGUGAUAUUGUAAUAAAUGCAUUCAUUUCAA
Messenger RNA from Gadus morhua (Atlantic cod), 2828 nucleotides. RefSeq names its product low affinity vacuolar monovalent cation/H(+) antiporter. Gene Ontology annotation, biological process: calcium ion transmembrane transport; intracellular calcium ion homeostasis. NCBI's taxonomy places the organism in Eukaryota, Metazoa, Chordata, Actinopteri, Gadiformes, Gadidae. Bases 135 to 2618 code for a protein of 827 amino acids. Gene Ontology annotation, cellular component: membrane; endomembrane system. The transcript has 20 exons. Gene Ontology annotation, molecular function: calcium:proton antiporter activity. The record is from RefSeq and is a predicted model, not a curated record.